Messenger RNA from Daldinia vernicosa, 1017 nucleotides. Its product is annotated as GroES-like protein. The record is from RefSeq and is a predicted model, not a curated record. The coding region runs from base 1 to 1017 and encodes 338 amino acids. Gene Ontology annotation, molecular function: zinc ion binding; oxidoreductase activity, acting on the CH-OH group of donors, NAD or NADP as acceptor. Lineage: Eukaryota; Fungi; Ascomycota; Sordariomycetes; Xylariales; Hypoxylaceae. The transcript has 3 exons.
AUGUCGUCUGGCUUUACCUUUACAGUUUUCAAAGGCCAUAAGUCUGGUACGCCUAAGCAGGCCACUACGACUAAACCAGACCCAUUAUCGGAAGAUUACGUCCUAGUUGAAGUCACGGCUUCUGGACUAUGUGGAACUGAUCUCCAUUACAGAACUCAUGACAUGGUCCUAGGACACGAAGGAGUUGGUAAAGUCCAGGCAACAGGACCAGCAUGCAAAUUAUUAAAGAAAGGCGACAGAGUUGGCUGGGGUUACGAGCAUGACUCUUGCGGUCUCUGCCAGCUAUGCCUGAGCGGCAACGAGACAUACUGUCACAAACGUGCUGUGUACGGAACCGCAGACCGGGACCAAGGCAGCUUCGCAACGCAUGCAGUUUGGAGAGAGGCUUUCCUGUUCAGGAUUCCUGAUGAGUUGUCAGAUGAGGAUGCUGCGCCUAUGCAAUGUGGCGGAGCCACCGUUUUCAACGUUCUACACUCCAACAGCCCCCUCCAUACAGAAACUGUCGGUAUAAUGGGAGUUGGUGGUCUUGGACAUCUAGGAAUCCAAUUCGCUUCCAAGAUGGGAUGCCGCGUUAUUGUUCUAUCCGGAACUGAAUUGAAGAAGGACGAGGCUAUGCGAUUAGGAGCGCACGAAUUUGUCACCAUGAAGGGCAAGAAGGUGCUUGAAGUGUCACAGCCGCUGAACCGCUUGCUUGUGUGCACUUCUGCUCAGCCUAAUUGGGAACAGGUUAUCCCUAUUCUGGCUCCCGGAGCAUGGAUUCACCCCCUUUCGGUCGACGAGGGCAAUUUCGAAAUCCCCUAUUUACCCCUUAUAACUGACGCCAUUACCGUCCAAGGAUCCACUGUUGCUCCGAGAUAUAUUCACCAACGUAUGCUGGAGUUUGCUGCCCUGCACAAUAUCAAGCCUAUCGUUGAAACCUUCCCGAUGACGGAAGUUGGUAUUAGGGAGGCCAUGGAGAAGUUGGAACAAGGCCAUAUGCACUUCCGCGGAGUUCUGAAGCCCGAGUUAGCCGCCUGA